Onychomys torridus (southern grasshopper mouse) is the source of this 3105-nucleotide messenger RNA. RefSeq names its product SWI/SNF related, matrix associated, actin dependent regulator of chromatin, subfamily d, member 3 (gene Smarcd3). The record is from RefSeq and is a predicted model, not a curated record. Gene Ontology annotation, cellular component: nucleus; SWI/SNF complex. The transcript is spliced from 13 exons. Bases 1471 to 2958 code for a protein of 495 amino acids. Gene Ontology annotation, biological process: regulation of transcription by RNA polymerase II. NCBI's taxonomy places the organism in Eukaryota, Metazoa, Chordata, Mammalia, Rodentia, Cricetidae.
UUUUAAUGUCUCCCACAAAUUCCCUCAGGCAUUGUCCCUCCCUCUCCCGAAUUCUGACAGCUGCAGCCCUAACAAGCCCAUGAAUGUGACCCUUGGUUGUCCAAAGCCUGCGGGCUCCUCCUCCAGAAGGUGGGAACAGGCGUGGCUUCUGGCGUGGGCGGGGCCUGGGCUCAGCCUUGGGAUCUCACGAACUGCCCCCUCCUGUCUGUUCUUCCUGCACACCGGGGUCGGCCCGUUCUCUCUACACAAUCUCUUUUGGGGGCUCCCUCAUCUUUCCACUCCACACUCCUGCUUUCUCUUCGGUCCGGGGGCGGACCUCACCAUCCCCAGCCUCCCUGGGUCUCCAUGCCAAAGCCAUCAAGCUCUGUGUUUGCCUCACUCUUUCCUCCUUACCCACCCAAGUACCCAUCCUGGCUCGGCACCAUUCCCCACAUUCACUCUUCCUGUUCUCAUGAGCCCAAUCCAUGCCCCCUUUUCGGAAAUACUUCCCCUAUUGCCCUCACUUUCUCACACAGAGACAAACAAAGACUCACAAGCCCAGAAAUAGACUCCCACAGAGCUGAAAGACACAGGCCGUGUCCUGCCCCGCACGCACGCGCGCAGGCACGGCGGCUCUUGUGGAGGGAAGCACACAGACCCGGCGUUUGUCAGUGCACGCACAUAAACAUCCACACCCACAGCCACUGCGCCGUGCCACAAAAGGGUGCAGGCACACGUUGUGCGAGAGACAAGGGCACACACAUCUGCGGGCGCCCAGGAGCCAGCCUAGCCCGGCACACCCACCGCGGCCGGCCCCGGGACAGGAGCAAGGCCUCCUCCGGGCUCGGGCUCCCCCCUAGAUUCCUUCCAGCAAAUGUUUCCCUACUUGGCUUGUCUGGUCCCUGGGGAAAGGGCCUCAGAAAUGCGGCAGGAGCCACUUGGGGGAAGAAAGUUGGAACUGUCUGUUCUCUGCCUGGCCCUGUCGGCGAAUUCCCUAACCGAGAAACUAUUUGUGGCGAAGGCAGGGUGGCCGGCGAGCCCCCUGUCACCUCCCCUGGUGUUCCCUCCCCUCGCCGCCACCGGUGGGCCUCCGGCGGCCUGGGCGUCGCGCCGCUGCCCAUCUCACAGCCUCCGGGCGGCUCGGCUUGUCUUGCCGCUUAUCUGCGCCGUUUGGACCACGCGGGGUGCACGGGAGGGCUGCUCUGUCCCCGCCGCGUCGCAGGCAGACCCCGGGCCGCCGGACUAUUUCUGUCUUAUCAGUGCAGGAAUGCGGCAGCCGCGGCGGCGGCGGCGGCGGCGGGCGGGCGGCGGCGGCGUGGGCCGUGGGCCGUCAGGGCAGCCCUGAAGGGGCCCCCUCCCCACUCCGCUCGAGUAGAAGUGUGAGAGAGCCCAGCAGGACUCAGAGGGGAGAGUUGGAGGAAAAAAAAGGCAGAAAAGGGAAAGAAAGAGGAAGAGAGAGAGAGAGUGAGAGGAGCCGCUGAGCCCACCCCGAUGGCCGCGGACGAAGUUGCCGGAGGGGCGCGCAAAGCCACGAAAAGCAAACUUUUUGAGUUUCUGGUCCAUGGGGUGCGCCCCGGGAUGCCGUCUGGAGCCCGAAUGCCCCACCAGGGGGCGCCCAUGGGCCCCCCGGGCUCCCCGUACAUGGGCAGCCCCGCCGUGCGACCCGGCCUGGCCCCCGCGGGCAUGGAGCCCGCCCGCAAGCGAGCAGCGCCCCCGCCCGGGCAGAGCCAGCCACAGGGCCAGGGCCAGCCUGUGCCCACCGCCCCCGCGCGGAGCCGCAGUGCCAAGAGGAGGAAGAUGGCUGACAAAAUUCUCCCUCAAAGGAUUCGGGAGCUGGUCCCUGAGUCCCAGGCUUACAUGGACCUCCUAGCAUUUGAGAGGAAGCUGGAUCAAACCAUCAUGCGGAAGCGGGUGGACAUCCAGGAGGCCCUGAAGAGGCCCAUGAAGCAAAAGAGAAAGCUGCGCCUUUAUAUCUCCAAUACUUUUAACCCUGCGAAGCCCGAUGCUGAAGAUUCUGACGGCAGCAUUGCCUCCUGGGAGCUGCGGGUGGAGGGGAAGCUCUUGGAUGAUGUACGUCAUGGCCCAGGUCUCUCCAGGUGUCCUGGGCCCAGUAAGCAGAAGCGGAAGUUCUCUUCCUUCUUCAAGAGUUUGGUCAUUGAGUUGGACAAGGACCUUUACGGCCCCGACAACCACCUCGUUGAGUGGCACCGGACACCCACAACCCAGGAGACAGAUGGGUUCCAAGUGAAGAGACCAGGGGACUUGAGUGUGCGCUGUACCCUGCUCCUUAUGCUGGAUUAUCAGCCUCCCCAGUUCAAACUGGACCCCCGAUUAGCCCGGCUGCUGGGGUUACAUACGCAGAGCCGCUCAGCCAUUGUCCAGGCACUAUGGCAGUACGUGAAGACCAACCGGCUGCAGGAUUCCCACGACAAAGAGUACAUCAAUGGAGACAAGUAUUUCCAGCAGAUUUUUGACUGUCCCCGUCUGAAGUUCUCUGAGAUUCCCCAGCGCCUCACAGCCCUGCUGCUGCCCCCUGAUCCAAUUGUUAUCAACCACGUCAUCAGCGUGGACCCAUCAGACCAGAAGAAGACAGCAUGCUAUGACAUUGAUGUGGAGGUAGAGGAGCCACUGAAGGGGCAGAUGAGCAGCUUUCUCCUGUCCACGGCCAACCAGCAGGAGAUCAGUGCUCUGGACAGUAAGAUCCAUGAGACGAUCGAGUCCAUAAACCAGCUCAAGAUCCAGAGGGACUUCAUGCUAAGUUUCUCCAGAGACCCCAAAGGCUACGUCCAAGACCUGCUCCGCUCUCAGAGCCGAGACCUCAAGGUGAUGACAGAUGUGGCUGGUAACCCUGAAGAGGAACGCCGGGCUGAGUUCUACCACCAGCCCUGGUCCCAGGAAGCAGUCAGCCGCUACUUCUACUGUAAGAUCCAGCAGCGCAGGCAGGAGCUGGAGCAGUCGCUGGUCGUACGCAACACCUAGGAGCCCGUGAACAAGCAUCACUGUGGCCCAGACGGCCACGCUGUCCAGCAUGGGCCCUGGACUCUGGCCUCCCUCCCCUGCUGCUGUGGGGUUGGGGCAGGGGGCAAGGGGUAGUGGGGAGGACUGGAUUAAAGGUCACUCAUCAGA